Stylophora pistillata is the source of this 7574-nucleotide messenger RNA. RefSeq names its product myotubularin-related protein 5. The record is from RefSeq and is a predicted model, not a curated record. Gene Ontology annotation, molecular function: guanyl-nucleotide exchange factor activity. Gene Ontology annotation, cellular component: membrane; cytoplasm. Lineage: Eukaryota; Metazoa; Cnidaria; Anthozoa; Scleractinia; Pocilloporidae.
UCCAAAAUGGCGUCCAAAGGAAAGGGUGGAUGGAUAUGGUCGCCUACAUGACAUUCCAUCUCAAGAAAUGUCCCGUCUUGCUGAUUAUUUUGUCGUUGCUGGAAUAGACAGGGACUCAAAGAAUGGAGAAGUUAAAGGAAAGGUGAUACAACGUUUCCCAAGUAAAGACCGUAAAGAUGCAACGUUUCCAGAAGGGCUCGAAUUGUUUUGUCAACCUGGAGGAUGGUACUACUCAAAUUACUACAAACCACCAACUUUCUUUGUUGCUGUACUCACUGAUAUGGAAGGAGACCAUCGAUACUGUGCCUGCUUCACAUUCUAUGAAAAGUGCAGUCCAGCCAAAUCCAAGUCUAAAGCAGUAAAGUCCUUCAACAAGGAGGUUCUUAAGGAUGGCAGCCAAUCAGAUUCUUCUUUAUCUGAUAAGAGAUUUUCUGAUGGUGUGCCUGGAAUUUCUAUUAAUUCAGAAGAGCUUUCUAUGACAGAGAUGUAUGCACCGAAGUGCUUGUGUCUUGUUUCAAGAGCAAGCUACUUUGACAUCUUAAAGAGCUGCCUAACAACCAUCUAUUGGUCAUAUCUGUCUGGGAGUAGUAAAUCCUUGGAAGGACUAGUUGGCUGUGUCUUGGGAUUUGUUCAGGUUCCACCCCCUGGGGGUCCAAAGAUGACCUUCUCCAUGGGUGCAGGUGAUCGGCAAACCCUCUCCCCUCCUGCAUCUGAAACUCUUCCAGUAACUGGAAAAUCACUCUCCAUCUUGUUCAAUCAACUUGGAAUCCACAACAUGCUGUCUCUCUUUUGUGCUGCACUGACAGAAAACAAAAUCUUGUUUUAUUCAAGCAGCUACGCACAGUUAACCAAUGCCACUCAGGCCAUGCUGGCUUUAAUGUAUCCUCUUAAGUUCGGUUAUGUAUUUAUUCCAAUACUACCAUCUGCAUUACUUGAAUUUUUGAGUGCCCCAACACCGUUUAUCAUGGGUGUACAUGAAAGCUACAAAGAUAACCUGGGCUCAGAUUUGACUGAUGUAAUUCUUGUAGAUAUAGAUGGAGGACAUGUGAGCAUUCCGGACUCUAUAAAUCUUCCUUACUUGGCAGAACCAUUUCUGAGUAGAGCAAGGCAUGAAUUGACCAUGGUGUUAUAUCCUCAACUAGUAACUGCAGAUUGUGCUUUCCAGCCGCCAACAUCACCGUCACUCCCACUCCUUCAGGAUAAGGAACUGCGUGCUGUGUUCAUUAGACUGUUUGCACAAAUGUUCUCUGGCUAUCGCUCAUGCUUAACUUUGAUCAGAAUCCACCCCAAGCCUGUCAUUACAUUCAAUAAGGUGUCUUUCCUGGAAAACAGAGGUUUGGUGGGAGAUGCAUUCCUUUCCAAGGUUUUGGAGAGUAUUUCCUUCUUGUCUUUUGUGGCCAGUCGAGGUCCCCCAUACAGACCCUGUGACCUCUUUGACCAGCUUUGUGUGGAGAUUGAUGGCAUUCUGAACAGUGAGGGAGGAUUGGAUCCUGAGGUGCAGGCUAACAUUCAACAACUUGCACAGAAGCUCUAUGAUAAUGAACCUUCUUGUGAAUCUGCUGAGAACAAUGUUCAACCAGUCAUUCCUGUUGAGGAAAUUGAGAGGUGUAGCCAGAAGGUUUUUCCACAGCUUAGUGAAGAUGCCAUAAGCCGGCAUAUAAAUCAACAGGAAAAUCUUUCUUUGGAUUACACUGUUAAGAGUAUGGAGCCCUGUGUCGUGCCAGCAAAUCCCAUGUCAAGUAGGCAACAACAUUAUAUUCCAAGUCGAAAGCUUGAAGUGUUGAAGGAUUGUGUUGCAUACAUCUUUGACAACAAGAUUUCUGAGGCUAGAAAGUCACUUCCCUCUGUGGUUAGAGGUCUGAAGUCCAAAGGAGCCCAGUUAGCUCUCUGCCAUGAAUUGUCCCUUAGAGCUAGACAAAACAGAUCACUUCUGGAACACGAUCAGUUUGAUCUUGUUGUGAAACUUAUGAACAGUGCAUUACAGGAUGAUGCAAGUAUGAGUAACACAUCUGUAGCUGCAGCCCUUUUACCACUUACAUCUACAUUCUGCCGAAAACUGAAUGCUGGUGUGAUCCAGUUUGCUUACACUUGUGUCCAAGAACACCCAGUUUGGGAAAGACAACAAUUUUGGGAGGAGGCCUUUUACACUGAUGUGGAGUCUCAGAUUAAACAACUCUAUGUAGAUGAAGAAGCUCCAAAAGCCAAUGCUGAAGACACAUUGGAAAGAAAGGAACAGCGCACAUCUCGGAGCAGCUUGACACCUUUAGCAAAACAUCGCAGUUUCACAAAAAGUAGAGAUAACCUUUCCUCCACACCCAAGGAUUCAGGGAGUUCAAGUGACCUGGACCAGUCCUCUCAGGUUGAGCAGAAACCAGUCCCAAGUGCACUGAGUAUCGCUGCCAAGCAGCUUAAGAAAUGGCCCUACUAUAGCAAGGGAGAGCAAGAUGCUCUGAUAAAUAGUGAGGAAGGUAUUGUAUACAGUCAAGCCAUUCACUAUGCCAAUCGCAUGGUUUACAUGAGGAUUCCCUUGGAUGCCAGCGAAAAGAUGCCACCACUUACACCUGCUACAGGUAUGCAAGUGGAUGAGGAGGGGUCUGUUGGUGGCACUCACACAGGAAGCAUUGCCAAUGGUGUGGCAGGAGGGAGUAGUGAAGUUGGCAGUUGUAUCACAGAUAGUUGGGGACGGGAAAGCUAUAUGGAUGAUGAGGACGGUGGAACUGUUGCUGAUAAAGUAACUAGAUUUGUUAGUCGGUUUGUGGAUCGUGUUGGUACAGAGGCUGGAAUUAGUCAAGAGCACCUCAAGUCUCUUUAUACCAUGAUACCAGGAGUAGUUACCAUGCACAUAGAGUCAUUGGAGCCAGUUUACCGCGAAUACAAGAACUUGGCUCCAAUUCAGAAGGCCAAGAUCAUGAGACCCACCUUGCUGUUGGGGGAGGAAAUGAUGAGCGAUGGACUCCGUGCUUACCUCAUACCCGACGGGAGGGAGCUGGGCAGGGGAGGAGAAGAUCAAGGUGGGGCAUGUCUGUUGCCCGCGGAAGGAGCAGUGUUUUUGACAAACUACAGAGUAAUUUUCAAGGGAACGCCAGUAGAUCCAUUUGCAUCUGAGAUGAUUGUGACAAGAAGUUUUCCUGUGGGAUCACUUAUCAAAGAGAAAAAGAUUGGAGUACAGUAUUUAAAGCAUUUGGGACAGUGGCUUCAUGAGUGCAUUCAACUCAGAUCUAGUACUUUUCAGAUGAUGAAAUUGAUUUUUGACGACGAGGUUGAACAAGAAGCCAUUGAGACAUUUCGAAAGAAAUUGCAAAGGAGACGUUCACCAAAUACAGUUAUAGGCACAUUUGCCUUCUGCGGAAAAGGCGUUCCAAGGACGCCGACUUUCGUCAUUGAAAAACACAUGGGGAGACAAGGAACUAUCCUAAAGACCAAGACGAAACUCGUAAGUGCAUCACGAACUAAGGCUAGCAGCAUUGUAAACAUUCGGAGCUCUCUUCGCAAAAAACGCCGCCAGCGUAAUGCGUCAGAUCCACAGAGUCUGGACCACAGAUCACUAAGUGGAUCCCUCACCACGGAUGAUGAUGAUUCUGUGCUCGAUAUAAAUGACAUUUCCCUCAAAGGCGAACCAAUUGUCGUUCAAGGAGCUGAACGGCUGAGUAAAUUGUCCUACUGUGGUGACUAUUCACGUCUCAAACUUGGCAAUAUAGCCAAAGAAUCCUCAGAGGGACCAUGGCGGAUAUGCAUGGUCAAUGUCACAUACACUGCAUGUAGAAGUUACCCAUCAGUGGUUAUAGUUCCACAGAGCAUAUCAGAUGAUAGCAUUGUCAGAAUAGCUAAAAACUACCGCCAGGGUAGGUUUCCUGUUGCAGUGUGGAGACACCAGCGGAACAAAGCCACACUGCUUAGAGCAGGUAGCAUUGAAAGGAGCACAAUUGGAUCAAUCAUGCGUCAGACCAAAACUGUAGCGCCUGGAAGUGUAGCUAGUCACACAAUCUCUUCAUCUGCCUCGGCUGAACAGGAGAAGUAUUUCGCUGCUGUUGUUGCAGCGACACCUCAAAGUAAAAACAAGAAUAUCUCACGCGCGACCUCUCUACACCAUGGCGUUCUCCUCAAGGACGGUUACUUUGCAGAUGAAGUUGAUUCAGGUCAACUUGUGGACAGAACAAUUAUGAGGAAAGGCUGGGAGCCGGCAGCGCUCUACGUCUUUGGUGACAAGACAUUGUUAAGGCAUGUUAAACAAGAGGCUUAUCCCAAGUGUGACUUUGUUCCAAUUGAGCUCCCAGACAUCAGAGCAGUUAGAGCGAGUUUCAAGAAGUUUCAGCGUGCGACUUGUCCGAGUACAGAGACAAACUCAAGCUUUAUUCAGCAGGUCGAAGAGUCCGAGUGGCUUCAGCAGCUGUCAGCCAUCAUGACUGUGGCCAACUGUUUUGUUGAUCUCAUUGAUAUCCAAGGAUCUUCUGUCCUGGUUUGCUUUGAAGAUGGCUGGGAUGCUACUCCGCAGGUGUUGUCUCUAGCAGAGCUAAUGCUUGAUCCUUACUAUCGAACCAUCGAUGGCUUCAAACUUUUAAUAGAAAAGGAAUGGCUUUCCUUUGGACACAAGUUCACCCACCGUGGAAAUCAAAUCGCUUCAACCCAGGGAGGGUUUACUCCGGUCUUUCUUCAAUUCUUGGACUGUGUGCAUCAGAUAAUGCUUCAGUUUCCUUUGUCCUUUGAAUUCAACGAUCAUUUUCUGUGUACUAUUGCUUACCAUCAUGCUUCGAUGAGGUUUCGCACUUUUCUUUUGGAUUCUGAACAUGAACGUGUCGAGUCUGGUUGGAUGGCAGAGGAGGAUCACAAACCGAGAGGAAAAUCGCUGUGGGAUUACAUGGACCUUCAAAAGACCAAGUCACCUCUGUACAACAACUUCUUGUACUCGCCAAACCAGACCAAGGUCUUGAGGCCAUUCUGUAAAGUACCUAAUCUGAAGGUGUGGAAGUAUUACACAACAGAGAACUUGUCUACCGGCCCAACUUACGACUUCGAGAUGAUCAAUGAUGUGACAACCACUGUAGAAAAUGAAGGAAGCCCUGAUGGAAAACAGGAGACUUAUGGGAGCUGUAUGACUGGUUGCUAUGGUGAUGUCACUCAGUUUGCACUAGACGAGUGCUCAUGGCUGCUUCAAGAGCUGUACCGACUGGAGGAGGAGGCUGAUCAGAAACCCAAGAAAUGGGAGCAGCACUGGCACAAGCUGUCUUACCCCACAGCAAAGAAAAUGGUUUUCUCCUAUAAUACCAGAUGGUUCAACCAUCAGCGACUGAACCUUCACAAGAGAAGUACCAUGGAAGUCAUUCUCAAGGGUAAGCUCCAAGUGGAAGAACGUGGAGCCCAGGGCUUCUCACAGCCACACAACUUUGAACCCCAUCUUUUUGUUCCUCCGUCAAAUUGUGAACAUUGUUUACAGUUGAUCAUUGGUAUUUUAAACAAAGGAGUGAAGUGUACAGAAUGUGGUUACAACUGCCAUGAAAAGUGCCAACCGCAGGUCCCGUGGCAGUGUAAGAAACGAGAUCUUCCUGAGCAGCCUGGGUCUGGAAUGACCAAGAGUACCAUGAGCCUGCCUAGUGAGGCCGAUGCUGCGCACCCUAAAAAGCUUCACUGUGGUUACCUGUUGAAGAGAGGACACCUUUUACGGCAGUGGAAGUCCAGGUGGUUUGUUCUGGACACUCAGAGAAAUGAGCUUCGGUAUUAUGAUGAAGAACAUGACGACCAUUUACAAGGCGCCGUGGACCUCGGGGAUAUGAUAGCAGUGCAGUCUCUCAGCAACAUACCUCAAGGUGGACCCAAAGGUUCGAUAAAAGGAGCCUUUUUCGAUUUGCGAACAACAAAAAGAGUCUACAAUCUGAUGUGUAACUCCUCUGAAGAAGCAAAGGUCUGGGUUGAAAAGCUGCAGAGCAUGAAUGUGUAAAAAAUGUUCUGUUCCCGCGGCCGUAGAAAUGGUUUCUUCGUUUAAUCUGUGGAGGAGGAGGAAUCUGUUUAUCAAUUUGGCAUCGAUGAACUGCCAGGUGUGCAUACAGAAUCUUAAUUGAUGGUUGGAGAAGUUUAGAAGGAGAGUUCACGAGAAUUGGAAAAAAAUUGUAGAAGUAAGAAUAUCGUGGCUUCGCAUGGUUGGAGUUUUCAAGGGUCAGAUGCCCCCAUUUCGUCAUUAAGAGAUAACGAGACUUUUGCUGUGACGUAACACUCUAGUGAUCCAUGUUUCUUUCUGAUUGGUCGUGGUAACUAAGCAACAGGCAAUCAUGUAUCAGUUUCUGACGUCAUCCGCGUGGAAUCUGGGGCGAAGGUUGUUUUUCUAAACAAGCAAACUGGAGAAGGAACGACGCUCGUUUUAAUUUUUACCCCAUUUGUUGUACUUUUAUACAUUCGUGAAAAACGAAAUGAAUUUUCAAUCAUCAGCAUCUUACUUAAUUUAUGGAUUUACACCGUAGUACCCUUCGUUUGAAACGGAUCAAUCUUAGUAUGUGGACAACUGCGCACCUACCCCUCCCCUUUACCCAAUUUUGACCCUAACUUGUUCUAAGUUGACUGUUGGUUAGGUUAAUGGGGGAGGGGGGUAGGCACGCUAUCGGUUAGGUUAGUGGGGGAAGGGGCCAGGUGCGCUGUUGGUUAGGUUAGUGGGGGAGGGGGUAGGUGCGCUGUUGGUUAGGUUAGUGGGGGAGGGGGGUAGGUGCGCAGUUGGUGAAGUUAGUGGGGGAGGGGGUAGAUGCGCUGUUGGUCAGUUACUGACAUUGAUCCGAACUUAUUUUAUCUAGAUUACAAUGAAGAUGUACAGUUUUGUUUCUAAUUAUUUACAAUGUUUUAUGUAACUGCAGUGAAUGGCGUUUCUUCUUAAUUUUGAUUGAGAGAGAGACCUACAUAUGUCGAGACAGUGUUAGAUCCGCAAUUGUAAUGUCGUUUUCAAACAAGCUAUCCUGAAAGAAAAUGUAAUUUUUUCCUUUGAAAUUAGAUAUAGUUCAUGGCUGGACAACCUGCUUAUUUUCCGUAGGUCUAAAAGAGAAUUCUUAGAUAUGAAGCUUUUAUAGAGUGUUAAUUAUAUAAUUAAUUUUAAUACAGUGAGAUACUUAGCCCUCGUACUCCCAGGAUCAGAUUGUCUGUUCUCCCCUCUGGCUGUACACAACUUCUUGUAAAUUAUUUACGAGGAUUUGGUUUGAGAUCAGGAUAACUUCUGCCUAAUAAAUUUGAGUAUUCUCAUUAGCUGUUUGCGGGAUAAUGUAUGGAUAUUAAAGGGAGAAAUUACUUGUUAAUCAUUUCUGGGAGUUCAAGGGUUAAACUGUUAUGACAGUUAAGUUCUAUAACUGUGCGUAUCACGUAAAAUUAGCCGGCUGCAAAUUGCGCUACUACUUUCUUUGAAAAUUUUUAGCUGGAUGGAUGUAUGUUUUUAGGGUCGAGGACAAACUCGUGUUGCGGAAAUAUGAAUCUGUUCAUUUGGUCUGUGGAUGGAACUGAAGGACGGUCAGUCGCCGUCUGUUUUGUGCAUUUGCUCCCACGAAAAAAUCCUUUUUUCAUCUUAACGCAGUAAUAUGAUUUAUUAAAAAGCUAAGAAUUUUAUUUAA